This is a messenger RNA of Oncorhynchus masou masou (cherry salmon), 1628 nucleotides long. RefSeq lists its product as uncharacterized. The record is from RefSeq and is a predicted model, not a curated record. The coding region runs from base 433 to 1407 and encodes 324 amino acids. Lineage: Eukaryota; Metazoa; Chordata; Actinopteri; Salmoniformes; Salmonidae. The transcript is spliced from 9 exons.
AGUCGCCCUCAAGAGUUCUUCUCAAAUUACUGCAUUUGAUUUGUUAUUUAAAAAAAUGAUUUUACCUUAUUUAACGAGGCAAGUCAGUUAAGAACACAUUCUUAUUUACAAUGUUAUCUAUUGCUCAUCAUUGGUGUCAUUACUUAUUUAUUUGUUGUCUCAUCACAUUUUUGUACAAAAAAACGGAAACGGAGCUAAUACACCAGUAUUUAUUGUUUCGAGUGGUCUUUUUAGUGGUAUGGGGAUCCAGUAUUGCGUCGCUGAUUGCAUUGAUUGACAGAUCUUCCCUGAAGUUGUUUUAUUACGUCAAAGUGCAUUCACAUUAUGACGUUGGCUGAGUUACCGUAUAAAAUGCGGUAGUUUAUCUCUUUGGUAAUCACUUGGUAAAGUUUUACAUGAUGGGAACAUAGGCUCCAGCCAUAGACUUUAACCAUGGAGGAUAAUAAGAGUUUAAAUGAAGAUGAUCCACAUGAUCAUCAACGUUUGGAAGGUCAAGUCCAGAAAAUGAAGAAUGAUAUCCUGGGUUUAAACUAUCCAGAAGAUAGUGAAGUGAAGGAUCCCCUGCCUCAGAUCGAGCUCAAGGCUGUGACAAGGAGAAAAGUUAAGACCAAGAGGAAGACCAGUGCCAACAGGUCCACAGUUGAACAGAGCACUGAUACUGAUGCAGCUGAGAGAGAUUUUGUUGAUAAUCAGAAUGAUGAAGAAGAGGAUGAGGUGAAGAAGGAUCCUCUGCCUCAGAUGGAGCAGGAUGCCAUGAAGAGAAAUAAAGUCAAGACCAAGAGGACCAAGAGAAACAAAGUGGAGCAGAUUACUAAUACAGAUGCAGGUCCCUCUACAUCUGUGGAAUUCUCUGGGAUGGCAGUUCAGGGAACAUCUCACCAGGGACAAUCUAAUGAAAAGAUCCUAAGUGAGUGUGUCUCCAGGGCCUGUCAGACCAGGGCUCUUGACCUCCCGCCAAUCGAUCCGGAUGCUUUCAACCCGAUUAUCAUCCGGUUUCUGGAAAAACUUACUGAGGAGCAAUGGAGGCAGUUAAGCAUUGGCAGGAUGGACCCUGUGAUGAGGGCAUUGCUUGCAGAGAUGUGCCUGCAGAUUGUGCGGUUUGUAUCUGAGGCCAUCCUGGAGGUCAUCAUCCCUGCAAUUUUCCGUUUUGUACGGAUAUACAGCCAUGUGUCUCCAGUAUCCGGCAAGUCUCUGACAGAAUCAGAGAGAUCCUCUAGCACAAACCUGAAGGUUCGCAAGAGAGGCAGCAGCAAAUCCUCAAGGUCUUGCACGGCCAAAUCAAGCUCCUCUCGUAAUGGGUCUCAGACAGUGUUGCCAAAUACUCAGGGAGAUGUGUACAAAGAAGGACAACAAGAAGAACCACUGCACUCCAACACCUUCCCAGAACCAGACCCCUGCCGUCAGUGAAACAGGUAAGUCAAUACACUCAAAUGUGUACUGAACAAAAAUAUAAACGCAACAUGCAACAAUUUCAAAGAUUUUAUUGAGUUUCAGUUCAUAUAUGGAAAGCAGUCAAUUGAAAUAUGCUCAUUAGGCCCUUAUCUAUGGAUUUCACAUGACUGGGAAUACAGAUAUGCAUAUGUUCAUCACAGAUACCUUAAAAAAAGGUAGGGGCGUGGAUCAGAAAA